CAGGCAUGACUGGAGAUGGCAGCCACUGCACGAAGGUAGAGCCGACGUCUUGCCAACCAAAUCCCUGUUAUCCAGGAAUACAGUGUCAGGAGUACAGAGACACGGUUAGAUGUGGUCCCUGUCCAACCGGGAUGACAGGAGAUGGAUUCCAUUGUUCCAGAAUACGUCAGGCACCGUGCCAACCGAAUUCCUGUUACCCAGGCGUGCAAUGUGUGGAGGAUAACGAUUUGGCCAGUUGCGGUCCAUGCCCAGUAGGCAUGACUGGAGAUGGAACGCACUGCACAAAAAUUGAGCCGACGUCUUGCCAACCAAAUCCCUGUUAUCCAGGAAUACAGUGUCAGGAAUACAGAGGUACUGUCAGAUGUGGUCCGUGUCCAACAGGGAUGACGGGUGAUGGAUUCCACUGCACCCAACUCCUUACAAGGACAUGCGAGCCAAAUCCUUGCUACAUGGGGGUGCAGUGUGAGAUGCAUCGCGGCACGACCCGGUGCGGACCUUGCCCCGAACAGAUGACAGGAGACGGAUUGCAUUGCACAUGGGCUGGACCCCAUCCCUGUGAUCCGAACCCUUGCCACAUAGGCGUGGACUGUGCAGUUAAAGGAGGAACCUAUAGUUGUGGCCUGUGCCCAGAAGGGAUGGUUGGUGAUGGUGUAUAUUGUAUGAGGACGUCCCCAUGCAAUCCAAGUCCUUGCUUCCCGGGAGUAGUGUGCCAAGUGAGAGGGGAUAGCUUCUACUGUGGGCCAUGCCCCAGAGGAAUGAGUGGUGAUGGAAUCAGUUGCUCCAAUGCCUCCCCAUGUAAUCCAAGCCCCUGCUUUCCCGGAGUAAUGUGUCAAGCGAGAGGGGAAACCCACCAGUGUGGGCCAUGCCCUGAUGGAAUGGUUGGGGAUGGUGUUAACUGCAAGAACUCACCUUGCGACCCUAACCCAUGCUUCUCUGGGGUAGAGUGUCAGGAGAGAGGGCAUGAAUACCGCUGUGGCCCAUGUCCUGGAGGAUAUACUGGUGAUGGCAGACAUUGUGAGCAGUUGAUCCGGCGACAUGGUUGCCAGUCCUCACCAUGCUACGAAGGGGUGAGAUGCUACGACACUGAGACUGGUUAUCAGUGCGGUCCAUGCCCCAGCGGUAUGACGGGUGAUGGUGCACACUGCACGCUGCUUGUGCUCGGCAUCUCGCCCUGCAAUCCUAAUCCAUGCUUUGCGGGAGUUGCAUGCUCUGAGAGGGAGGAGGGUUUCCAAUGCGGUGCAUGCCCCGAAGGGUUUACGGGCGACGGAGCAGUCUGUACGGACCUAGACGAGUGUCGCUAUGGUCGCCCCUGUGAUCAGCUUUCUCAGUGCAUCAACACUGUACCUGGAUUCCACUGCAGUCCUUGCCCUCCUGGUUACCAGGGCAACACCGUGCGCGGAGUUGGUAUCCAGGCAGCAAGGCUUAAUCGCCAGAAAUGUCUUGACAUCAAUGAAUGUGAGGGAAUGUCACAAGAGGGCGUUGGGUGUGUUCCAAGCUCAGCGUGCAUCAACACUGAGGGCUCGUACCGUUGUGGAGACUGCGUGGAUGGGUACUCUGGUAACCAGACGUACGGCUGCCACCAGACAGAGCUAGUGACAUGUCCAGACAGCGUGACCGUGUGUGGGAUGAAUGCACGCUGCUAUCAGGUGGUGGUUGGGACCAGCCAGUACACGUGCGAGUGCAAGGUCGGGUAUGCUGGAAAUGGAGUGAAAUGUGGCCUCGACACAGAUCUGGAUGGAUACCCGGACGAGGAACAGCCAUGCGAGGAACGGAAAUGUAGAAAGGACAACUGCCCACGUAUCGCCAACAGCGGUCAGGAGAAUGUGGACGGCGACGACAUGGGCGACGCCUGUGAUCCAGACAUGGACGAUGAUGGCAUCCUUAACACCCCGGAUAACUGCCCCCAUGUACCAAACGCGGGUCAGGAAGAUUCCGAAUUCGAGCCUGACAAACGAGGUGACGUGUGCGACAACUGCCCCCUGGUGCCGAAUGCUAGCCAGCAGGACACCGAUGGUGAUGGGAAGGGAGAUGAGUGUGACGAAGAUAUGGAUAACGAUGGUAUACUGAACGAAGUGGACAACUGCCCGUACGUGCCUAACGUUGAACAGACAGACCAGGACAAGGAUGGCAUCGGCGAUGCGUGUGACAACUGUAAUUUUGUGGCGAAUCCCGACCAGAAGGACAGUGAUAGCGACUUUGUUGGAGAUGUCUGCGACACUGGUGACGACAAUGACGGGGAUGGGAUUCAGAACAACCUGGAUAAUUGCCGAAUGGUGCCUAAUGCCAACCAGCUGGACACUGACGCAGACGGCAUUGGAGAUGCGUGCGACAAUGAUGACGAUAAUGAUGGCAUCCGCGAUCGCAGAGACAACUGCCCCCUAGUGGAAAACCCGGGUCAGGAGGACGCUGAUGGAGACGGCAUUGGAGACGCAUGCCAGAAUGAUAACGAUGCCGAUGACGUCAUUGACACGUAUGAUGUCUGUCCUGACAACAAAGAGAUUCACACCACAGACUUCCGCACCUUCCAAACUGUUGUGUUGGAUCCAGAGGGGGAGUCACAAAUUGACCCCCACUGGGUGAUCCUUAACCAAACUGCAAAUAAAGCCAUAGUAAAGAGAGGGGAUCAUGAGAUGCACUUUGGCACACUCAGUUUAGACCUGCUGAACCCUGCCCACCGACAAGCAACAAGCAAUGUUCACUCAGCAUGA
This is a messenger RNA of Priapulus caudatus, 2708 nucleotides long. RefSeq names its product cartilage oligomeric matrix protein-like. Gene Ontology annotation, molecular function: calcium ion binding. Bases 6 to 2708 code for a protein of 900 amino acids. Gene Ontology annotation, biological process: cell adhesion. The record is from RefSeq and is a predicted model, not a curated record. The transcript has 14 exons. Lineage: Eukaryota; Metazoa; Priapulida; Priapulimorpha; Priapulimorphida; Priapulidae.